UCCUGUUCCUGCCGGAAGUGGCGGCGGGUCCUUCCGGUUGGGAGCGUGAGGGCGGCGGAGGCGAUGCCGACCGGGGACUUCGACUCCAAGCCCAGCUGGGCCGACCAGGUGGAGGAGGAGGGAGGAGAGGAUGACAAAUGCAUCACGAGUGAGCUGCUGAAGGACCUCCCCCUGCCCGGGGUCCUGGGGGGCCCCUCCAGCGCCGAGGCCGAGCUGCUCAAGGGAGGGCCCCUCCCGUCGCCCAAGGAGCUGAUCAACGGGAACAUCAAAACCAUCACGGAGUAUCGGGAGGAGGAGGAUGGACGCAAGGUCAAGAUCAUCCGGACCUUCCGCAUCGAGACCAGAAAGGCCUCCAAGGCCGUGGCCCGUCGGAAGAACUGGAAGAAGUUCGGGAACUCGGAGUUCGACGCCCCCGGGCCCAACGUGGCCACGACGACCGUGAGCGACGACGUCUUCAUGACCUUCAUCACCAGCAAGGAGGACCUGAACUGCCAGGAGGAGGAGGACCCCAUGAACAAGCUGAAGGGGCAGAAGAUCGUGUCCUGCCGCAUCUGCAAGGGGGAUCACUGGACCACGCGCUGCCCCUACAAGGACACGCUGGGCCCCAUGCAGAAGGAGCUGGCCGAGCAGCUGGGGCUCUCCACGGGGGAGAAGGAGAAGCUGCCGGGGGAGCCGGAGCCGGUGCAGUCCCAGGUGAGCAAGACGGGCAAGUACGUCCCGCCGAGCCUGAGGGACGGCGCCAGCCGGAGAGGGGAGUCCAUGCAGCCCAACCGCAGGGCCGACGACAACGCCACCAUCCGCGUCACCAACCUGUCCGAGGACACGCGCGAGACCGACCUGCAGGAGCUCUUCCGGCCCUUCGGCUCCAUCUCCCGCAUCUACCUGGCCAAGGACAAGACCACCGGGCAGUCCAAGGGCUUUGCCUUCAUCAGCUUCCACCGGCGCGAGGACGCCGCCCGGGCCAUCGCCGGCGUCUCCGGCUUCGGAUACGACCACCUGAUCCUCAACGUGGAGUGGGCCAAACCCUCCACCAACUGAUGGGGCACCGCUCCCAGCGGGAUCCUGGUGGGACCAGUUGGAUCCCAGUGGGACCAGUUGGAUCCCAGUUUGAUCCCAGUUGGAUCCCAGUGGGACCAGUUGGAUCCCAGUGCGAUCCCAGUGUGAUCCCAAAUAAAGCUCUCGUUGUG
Chiroxiphia lanceolata (lance-tailed manakin) is the source of this 1187-nucleotide messenger RNA. RefSeq names its product eukaryotic translation initiation factor 3 subunit G (gene EIF3G). Gene Ontology annotation, cellular component: cytoplasm; eukaryotic translation initiation factor 3 complex. NCBI's taxonomy places the organism in Eukaryota, Metazoa, Chordata, Aves, Passeriformes, Pipridae. Gene Ontology annotation, molecular function: translation initiation factor activity; RNA binding. Bases 64 to 1038 code for a protein of 324 amino acids. The record is from RefSeq and is a predicted model, not a curated record. The transcript is spliced from 11 exons.